Molecule: messenger RNA, 4976 nt
Organism: Haliotis rufescens (red abalone)
Lineage: Eukaryota; Metazoa; Mollusca; Gastropoda; Lepetellida; Haliotidae
Product: atrial natriuretic peptide receptor 1-like
Exons: 20
Coding region: 41-2713 (890 amino acids)
Biological process (GO): receptor guanylyl cyclase signaling pathway; intracellular signal transduction; protein phosphorylation
Molecular function (GO): protein kinase activity; guanylate cyclase activity; peptide receptor activity
Source: RefSeq, a predicted model, not a curated record
CCACCUGAGACGAUACUUACUGGUUGCACACAGUCUGCGCAUGACUGGGGGAGACUACCAGUUCCUGUUCACGGAGCAGACGAUUCCGGACAGGUUCGAGCUGGAGCUUCUCCAGGGAGAGAGGACAUGGAAGACGGGAGACGGUCGGGACGAGGAAGCUAAACAGGCCUUCAGAAACCUCCUCUUUUUCACGUUCGCCAGUAUCCUUGAGCUGGAGGUGAUUAAGACCAGGACAGCUGAUGCCUAUGACAAGAUCUUUCACGGGAGAGACGACAUGCCACGGUACUCCGAAAAGCGAGACAGAUAUUCAUCAUUUCUCUUUGACGCUGUACAUUUGUACUUCUGGGCUCUCAACGAGACUUUGGCGACAAAAAACAGUAGCAGUGGCACCGAUAUAUACAACGCCCUCUCACGGCCGGGAAUCACAUUUGAAGGGUUGACCGGUGAAGUGUACAUUGACUACGAUGGAGACAGACUACCCAGUUUUGUGGUGUGGGACAUGGGGCCGAAUGAUCGCUUCAGAUCGGCAUUCAGCAUCGUGUACCGGAUGUCACCGACUGGUGUUAACAUGACACUAGAGAAUUAUGCUCCAAUUCUGUGGGGCGAUGGACGUAGCAGUAAAUACUAUACUCCUCCAGAUUCUCCACCCUGUGGCUUCUUCAACGAACUGUGCCCGAAAGAAUCAGAUCUCCAGGUGGCCUUGGUGUCAGCCUUGAUCAGCAUCAUGCUAGCGUUUGCAGUCGGGGCCCUCAUCUUCUACAGAUGGUGGCGACACGAGCGAGAUUUAAACAACUUGAACUGGAAAGUCCACUUCCCCGAUCUCAACUUCAACUUCCGCGGAUGGAGGCGCAAACGGAAGGCAAUGCAUGGCAGCAGGCUAGCAGUCCGCCAAAUAGACAACCAAGUAGACAACCAAGUAGACAACCAAGUAGACGGAGACAGCCUCCAAAGUGAGGGUUCCGACACCGGCGGAAUGAUGACCAGCUCUGCACAUGCAUCACUAGAUUCAAUGAUGGAUGGCAGUGUCACCUUUCACCAGUAUACCACUACAGCGAAAUAUAAAGACAACAUUGUUGCCGUGAAGGAAAUCAGGAAACAGCGUAUUCAUACUGAUAGGAAGUUAAUGAAGCAUAUUAAAGAGAUGAUGAUGCUGAAACACAGCAACCUGACAUCGUUUGUGGGAAUCUGUCCCGAGUCUCCCAACAUCUGCAUCCUGUGGGAGUACUGCAGCAAGGGAAGCCUCACUGACAUCCUGGACAACUCCGACAUGAAGCUUGACAGUAUGUUUCAGUUCUCUAUCGCCAUCGACAUCUGCACGGGUCUUGAGUACCUCCACAUGAGCUCCCUGAAAUACCAUGGCAACCUGAAGUCAUCCAACUGCCUGAUUGACAGCCGCUGGGUUUGUAAACUCACGGACUUUGGUUUGCGACCAAUCAGAAAGGGAGAGAAAGAUACGUAUGACCAGGAGUCCGAGGACGACAUGUGUGAAAAGUUAUUUUGGCUUGCCCCGGAACUGCUGAGAACUUCGCUGUCUGAGAAGAGGUUCACGCCCACGCAGCAGGGGGACGUCUUCGCUGUCGGCAUCAUCCUCAAGGAGAUCCUUUGUCUCACAAAGCCGUAUGCCGAGGAGGUUAGGCUGACACCAAAAGAGAUCAUCAAGCAGGUGGCCCACCCCACGGACCAGCUGAUGAGACCCACUGUGGUGGAGACGCAUGACGAGUAUGUGUCACUGAGGCUGCCCUUCGUGAAACUGAUACACUCAUGUUGGGAAGAGGACCCACAGUGCAGGCCAACAGUCAGGAGGGUGCUGAAGAGACUCAAACGCCUCAACCCUUACAGGUCAACUAGCAUGCUGGACAACAUGUUGAUGAUGAUGGAACGCUACUCAAACCACUUGGAGGAACUGGUGGCAGAAAGAACGGCUCAGCUGGAGGAAGAGAAGAGAAAGACGGACGCCCUGCUAUACAGCAUGCUGCCACAGAAGGUGGCAGACAACCUCAAGACUGGGAAUUUGGUCCAAGCUGAAGCAUUCGAAUCUGUCACUAUCUACUUCUCCGACAUCGUCAGCUUCACCGACCUCGCCAGUGAGAGCACACCCAUGGAGAUCAUAGAGCUGCUGAAUACACUAUACACGCUGUUUGAUGACACCAUAAAGAAUUUUGAUGUUUACAAGGUUGAGACAAUAGGUGAUGCCUACAUGAUGGCAAGCGGAGUGCCAAUACAAAAUGGGGACCAACAUAUCAUGGAGAUGGCAGAUGCUUCCCUCAGCCUGCUGAAGGCGGUUCUUAGCUAUGUCAUUCCACACAGACCAGAGCGCCAACUCAAGAUCAGAAUAGGUAUUCACACGGGGCCGGUGGUGGCGGGGGUCGUUGGGCAGACGAUGCCAAGGUACUGCCUGUUUGGAGAUACAGUCAAUACAGCCUCCAGAAUGGAGUCCAAUGGAAUGCCCCUGAUGAUACACAUGAGUGGGUCGUCUGCUGCCUUGCUGAAGAAGAACCCACUCUAUCACGUGGUUGACAGGGGAAACGUAGAGAUCAAGGGUAAAGGCAGACUGUGCACCUUCUGGCUGAUGGGAAAGACAGGGUUGUUCACAGUUCCAGUCAGAGACCUAGACACGCAGCAGACGACAGUUAACAGUGACCUAACAGAGCUGAAAGUGGAAACCGUGUUCCACGGGGAUGUGACUCCCUCCAUCACCAACUCCAACCACUGACACUAGCACCACUGCGGGGGCAGCUGCCAUCGUCAGGGGUCUUGGUGCUUCAAAUAGUCCUGAAGAUGACGGAACCGGAGGCUGGAAAUUUCAUGCUGGAAGAAACCAUGUCUCAUUUUUGGACUAAGAAAAAUUGUGACUCGCUUGAAUUUGAUCAAUUUUUUUAGUUUCAGUUUGUCACAGGCAUGGUUCUGUCCUGUUGAUGCUGCAUUCUGGUCCUUUCUGUAUUUCAUGCAACUCUUUGAUAUACCAUAUCAUUUUUAGCUCCAGAUGGGUUGGGUGCGUUUGAACAAUGGAUGUAAGCUAUGUGAGAAACCUUCUGUGGAUUUUGUUUAGAUGUGCGCCCUUCACUUUAAGAAUUGUUUAAAUCAUUGACAUACGUCUGAUGCAUUCAAUCACAUUUUCUCAUUUAAAUAUUUAUAUUCAGAUAAUAUUGAGUGAGAGAGCAUGUGAAUGAACCGUUUCUAACCAAGAAAUAAGCUGUAUAUGAGCAUACCACAUCUUAAAGAUUGCAUUCUUUCAAGAAUACAUUUUUCUCCUGUGGUAAUAUGAAGUAUGAGAGAAUAUGGCCCUGUGUCUGCCGGGAGCUUCUUUUGCUGUGAUGCUCCCGGGGAUCGAACCUCCUCUCUCUCCUGGCAGAUGCUCACUGAUAUGAAAAAAACGUUGAAUUGCGCAUCCAAAUGAAAAGGCAUCUUAAUUCCUUGUAUCGUAAGUGUGUUUGGGUGCUGAUAUUGUCAGCAAACCAACUAAACCAGCGUAUGAAAUUAUGUGUUUACUGCUGAAUACAUUGUAUAAAAUAUAUAUACUGAAGGACACUGAUUUAAUGUAGCUAGAAUAUUGCUGACAGUAUUUAAUGCUUUCAGCUCUGUUGAACCAAUUCAAACCCCCAAGUGAAACCUGCAAUAACUGUUCAACGAGGAGGCUUUGUGUAUCAUUUAAGUUACGUGUGACUCAACUUGCAAAAUAUCAAACUUUCAGAAUUUCUAGGCAUACAACUACCAGAAACGGCAGUUGGCACUUCACACUGAGGGGCAUUUAGUUUGAUAUUUUCUUAAUAUCUUUAUCAUUUUUCACAAUCGAUCAUAAUUUUUUGUUCCCUGAACACAAAAACAAUCUUAAUUGUAACAUCAUCGAUUGGAUGAAAGUUUAACGAACUUCACAUGCAUCGUGAUCCCAUACUAUUACCCUUAAAAUUUUUCUAGAAUUAUUAUUACAGAUGUAUAAAAAUCUCAUUUAGCGAGUUUGAUUUCGUGUGACAACCCGAUCCAUUUGGUGUACACUUACAACCAGCAUGGGGACCUUGGAUAGCCCAGAAUGCCCAUGAAGCAGGGUUUUUUUUGAGUGAAAAAUCCUGGUCAGUGUGGGGGAAAUAUUUUUGUGUGUUCUGCAAAAGGUUAUCUGAAUAUGUGAAGAGUAAAUCCAAUUCUUAAAAUCCUGGUGAAAACAGCCUCGCCUGAAGAUGAGGGAAAAUUGAUUAGGUUUAUAAUGGGUCUGUAAUGGUUCAUGUUCACUAGUUUUCUUGUUAUGAGGUGUCAAGUCAUUAAUCAAAAUAUCUACUGUGGUGUUUUACUUUCCAUAAACAACAUCCAUCAUGUAUUUAUAAUAUAUAAUAUUUAACUUUUUUAUGAUAACCAUCGCUUCAUUAUUUCUGUGAUAAUUAACUUUUCAAUAUUUGAAUCUUUAAUAAUAAUUCUGUGUCAGCUUAAAUAAUCAAUGUGGAGUAAAUCUAGAAACGGCGAACCGUGAUUCAGAUACAUGAUCAUAGGUUUCUGGCGGGCCCUGUACAGUGCUGAACUCUACCUAAUACAUAUUACAUCCAAAUGUCAUCAUAUACUCACCUCAAGGGGCGGUCGGGUAGCCUAGUGGUUAAAGCGUUGGCUCGUCACGCUAAAGACCCGGGUUCGAUUCCCGACAUGGGUACAAUGUGUGAAGCCCAUUUCUGGUGUCCCCCGCCGUGAUAUUGCUUAAAGCGGCGUUUAACCAUACUCACUCACUUAUAACACAUGACUGCUUACUUAUUGUCUAUUUUCAUAUUGACUUGAAAUCAUAUUCAAGCUGGGUUUUUUCCACUAGACUUUACAUGGAGAGUCUAAUGAUAUGCUGAUUGCACAAUAAAUGUUUACAGCUUUCUACUGUUGGAUGUCAUGAACACAUCCAGUCAUUCAAGAUUGUUAACCAUCAGUGGCUUUCUGAUUACUUUUUAUAUAUUGACAUAUAUACCUAUUUCUGAGUAAUUAUUGUUAAUAAAACUGUUUUCCUGGUA